AUGGCUACUUCCUCGUUGAAAAGCACCCGGAAAACGUACAGCUUCGAGGAGAGGGAGAUUCUGAUAGCGCUGAUAAACAAGUACGAAGAUAUCGAGGAUAAGAGGUCCGAUCCGAUAUCGAUGUAUAAACGAAAAUCGGCAUGGUCCCAGUUGGCCAACGAAUACAACUCGAUGGUGGGUCCGCAAGGAAUUCGCUCGGCCGUACAAUUGAGGCGUUGCUGGGAAAAUAUGAAAGCGUGUAAACGGAACAGGGAAGAGAAGAAAUUGCGUGGUAUAUCUAAAAGUUUCUGUCACAUAGCGAAAGAUCACGUGCGAUCUAAAAGCUGGGAAGGUAGGAAUUCAGUGCCGGAAGUGACCGGAACGAUUGGUUUACCGCCGAACGUCGUGUUCGAGCCGAAAGAGUCCGAACCGUUCACGCUGCAAAGCGUUUGCACUGUAAAACCUCCAAGACAAGCGAUGAAAGAAGAAAUUAAUCAGAAGGAUUCAGACUCCGCUAGUGGCAAAAUAGAAUCUGAUUCGUUACCGAACGGUCCGACGAUCGACUGCCUCGAUAAAUCCACCAACGAGAUGGACUCGUUGUCAGAGCAAUUACACAAGGACGAGACAGCUGAUAAGAGUCAGCUGAUCUUUAAAUCGAACGCGACCCAAACGUUGGUCUCGCCUUCGAUUGUUCACGAGCAGCCUCGUAGGACGAAAAGAUCUCUUCACAAAGAGGAGGAUCUGCACGUAUUGGCUCUGUCUGAGGCACAGAUGAAGGUCGACAUCGCUGCUAUGUUGAAAGAGGAGGCCAGGAUUAAAUUAGAGGAGGCUCACUAUCGUAAGGAGGAGGCCAGGCUAAGGAUGCUCCUCUUUACGUACAAGCUCGAUAGGAUAAAAGAGGAUUGAUCUCCAGAGGAUGCAAUC
This is a messenger RNA of Ceratina calcarata, 903 nucleotides long. Its product is annotated as myb/SANT-like DNA-binding domain-containing protein 3. NCBI's taxonomy places the organism in Eukaryota, Metazoa, Arthropoda, Insecta, Hymenoptera, Apidae. Bases 1 to 885 code for a protein of 294 amino acids. The record is from RefSeq and is a predicted model, not a curated record. The transcript has 3 exons.